AUUGAGCCAUUCGAUCACGGGUGGGUCCAGUGCCGGCGUCCACUCUUUUGCAAGGCGGGUUACCGAGUGGGUAGAAUGCAAGCCGAUAAAUAUGAUCUGGGUCUUCGCCCGCACCAAAAAUGAUGCGAGCAAAGGACGUCCGAUCCCUCGCGUGUCGCCAUCUGGUUCGUCCUCAUUCUGGACCGGACCGGCCCAAACACGAACCGUGUUCAUAUAAGUAAAUGGAGACCCGGGAGUGGUUGAAGGCCAAACCUGUCUCUCUUCGCUGUUUAAUGGUAUGAGAUGGUGGCCUCCGCCUUGAUCACCGAUGUCGCCCUCCCUCCGGCGUUCUCCGCCUUCUGCCGCCUCGGCCCCAGGAUCUCCCUCGGAAGCGACCUAAUCGCUGCCGCUGAUGACGACAAGGCUGAUGAACCGGGCAGGGAGGGACCUGACGGGGAUGAAUCUGGUGGCGACUUCGUCGACUUCGAGUUCCGACUGCAUGAUCCCGUUGCCAUGCUCCCCGCCGACGAGCUGUUUGUCGAUGGGAAGCUGGUGCCUCUCCAAAUGGCGGUGGCGAAGCCGGUGGCGUUGCGUUCCGCUGCCGAGAUCCGCUCGCCGGAGCGAGCGAAGACGCUGCGAAUGGCCGAGGACUCCGGAUCGGACCCCUACGCCUUCUCUCCCCGAGCGCCGAGCUGCACCAGCCGGUGGCGGGAGCUGCUCGGCCUCAAGAGAGCGGCGACGCCGAAGCCCGAUCCGGUGAAGGUUUCUCCUGCCCUCGCCGCCGCCAAAUCCAAGAACCCUAACCCUGACGCCAGGUCCCUUAAGCAUUUGUUUCACCGAAAUCUCAAAAUGUCCCCGCUCGAGGCGUCGCUAAGCCUUCCUCUCCUCCACAACACCAAGUCGGACUCCGUCUCGAUCUCCUCCCGCGCCCCUGACCACGAGGACCCCCCCGGGCUCUCUCUCGACUCGGACAAACCCAACCACCACAUCCCGACGGUCCGGUUGGUCCGGCCACUUCCGGCUGUGGCGGAACCAGGCCGGAGCCGGAUCAGACGGACAGCGUCGUCGGAGAUAACGCCGCCGCCGCCGCCGCCGAUUGGGCCGGUGGACAGUCCGAGGAUGAACCCGUCGGGGAAGGUUGUGUUCCACGGGCUGGAGCGGAGCUCAAGCAGCCCGGGGAGCUUCACGGGCGGGCCGAGGCCGCGGGCGCGGGGGAUGGAGCGGUCCUACUCCGCCACCGUCGUCCGGGUGACCCCGGUGCUCAACGUCCCGGUCUGCUCCCUCCGCGGCUCGGGAAGGGCCUGCCCGGCCUUCGGGUUCGGCCAGCUGUUCUCGCCGCAGAAGCAGGAGAAGCCUGUCCGGGGCUCGUCUGCGACUCGCAGCGAGAAGACCACGAACCAGAGGGAUUAGGUAACACAUCCUCGCCUCCCUCUUCAUCGAAGGCUAACGCCAAUUUCAUUGACCGUUUGUUUUCCUCCUCCAAGUCGGUUCUCUGUUCCAUUUUUUCCCUCCAAAACCUUUGUGGGGUUGGGGGAUGUGCUCCCGUCAGCGCAACCGUCCUCUUUGAGCUAUCGUGCGCCGGAACACGGGUUAACGAAAUGGUUGGUGGCGCCGGCCAUGGUGAGCCGCCGUACGCUUGUGUGUACCCCCAUGUGAUGUGCGCUGCCUUCCAAGCCACACUGCCAUGGAUGACUCUAAAAUGUUCUACAAUUCGAUGAUGAUUUAUACGAUUAUUUUUAGAUCCA
Molecule: messenger RNA, 1724 nt
Organism: Musa acuminata AAA Group (dessert banana)
Lineage: Eukaryota; Viridiplantae; Streptophyta; Magnoliopsida; Zingiberales; Musaceae
Exons: 1
Coding region: 283-1389 (368 amino acids)
Source: RefSeq, a predicted model, not a curated record